Camelina sativa (false flax) is the source of this 598-nucleotide messenger RNA. RefSeq names its product protein METHYLENE BLUE SENSITIVITY 1. The record is from RefSeq and is a predicted model, not a curated record. Lineage: Eukaryota; Viridiplantae; Streptophyta; Magnoliopsida; Brassicales; Brassicaceae.
UAUUCAUAUCGGCUCUCGCGUCCUAAUCUCAGAAGAGUGGGGCACAAUUAGGGUUAGGGUUUCUCCCUUCCUGGCAAAUACAGAACCAUCUUUUUAGUUUUUAGCCGCCGUUGGUGAAGAUGACUGGUAAGGCGAAGCCGAAGAAGCAUACGGCGAAGGAGAUUCAAGCGAAGAUCGAUGCUGCGUUGACGAAUCGAGGAGGAGGCCAAGCUGGAAUCGCUGAUCGGACCGGAAAAGAGAAAGGAGGUCACGCUAAGUACGAGUGUCCUCACUGCAAAAUCACGGUUCCAGGUCUAAAGACUAUGCAGAUCCAUCACGAAUCCAAGCAUCCUAAGCUCACUUAUGAUGAAUCAUUGGUCGUGAAUCUCCAUGCUGUGUUAGCACCCGUAGCUGAGUCAAAACCUAAACCUGGUAUCAGGGGAAGCUUGAAGAAGUAACUCUAUUGUUUCAAUUUUUUCAUCUUUUUUAUAUUGAAAGAUUCUGAUUUGCUACUCUUUACCCUCUCAAAUCGAUAAUGUUGUUGAUGUUAUAUCAAUAAACUGUGUGUAAUUUGACGAUUUCUCAUUCUCAAAUCGUUUGGUUUAGCUUCGUAGUUUCA